AUGGCACUUUCCAAUUUGUCCAACUACUUGGAUGAUGUUGAUAACUACAGUGACUACCCAGAUUACACCUAUGAGGAGACCAGCAGCGUGUGGACAGACCCAUCCCACGACCCAAAGGACAUUGCAAGGAUCCUCUCUGUCAUCAUCUACAGCGUGUCCUGCGUAUUGGGCAUCCUGGGGAACGGCCUUGUCAUUGCAAUCAUAACUCUGAAGAUGAAGAAGUCAGUCAAUGCCAUCUGGUUCCUCAACCUGGCCGUCGCUGACUUCCUCUUCAACAUCUUCCUGCCCAUAAACAUUGCUUACACCGCCAUGAGGUACAACUGGAUCUUCGGGACAGUCAUGUGCAAGCUCAACUCCUUCCUCCUCAUCCUGAACAUGUACACCAGCGUCCUUCUGCUCACCACCAUCAGCUUUGAUCGCUACGUGUCAGUGGUCUUCCCCGUCUGGUCUCAAAACCAUCGGUCGACCAACUUAGCCUAUUUAGUUUGCUUGAUCAUCUGGACCAUCGGCAUCAUUAUGAGCUGCCCAUCUCUUGUCUUCCGAGACACUGCGCAAGCCCAUAACUCCGUGAUCUGUUUCAGCAACUUUUCCCUCUCCAGGAAUAGGUCUUACCAAGCCCUGGCGCUGAUGAGGCACCGAACGGUGAACAUCACCAGGUUCCUCGCAGGCUACGUCCUCCCCAUAACCAUCAUCACGUUCUGCUACAUCGCCAUCGUCUUCAAUCUGCGUCGGAACCGCCUCGCCAAGUCCAAAAAGCCCUUCAAGAUCAUCGUCACCAUUAUAGUCACCUUCUUCCUUUGCUGGAGUCCCUACCACACAGAGCCCGACAUGGUCCCGCGCUCCGUGUUCGAGAUCAGCAUCCCCAUAACCACGGCGCUCGCUGCCUCCAACAGCUGCAUGAACCCGGUCCUCUACGUCUUCAUGGGCCAGGACUUCAAGAAGUUUAAGGUCACCAUCCUUUCCAGGCUGGUGAAUGCCCUCAGCGAGGAGACAGGACACUCCAGCAUCGUCCACAGGAGCUUCUCCAAGAUGUCCUCAAUGACUGAGAAGGAGACAACAGUCCUCUAA
Nestor notabilis (Kea) is the source of this 1068-nucleotide messenger RNA. RefSeq names its product chemokine-like receptor 1. Gene Ontology annotation, cellular component: plasma membrane. The record is from RefSeq and is a predicted model, not a curated record. Gene Ontology annotation, molecular function: G protein-coupled receptor activity; complement receptor activity. Lineage: Eukaryota; Metazoa; Chordata; Aves; Psittaciformes; Psittacidae. Gene Ontology annotation, biological process: positive regulation of cytosolic calcium ion concentration; complement receptor mediated signaling pathway; inflammatory response.